Acanthosepion pharaonis is the source of this 1341-nucleotide messenger RNA. NCBI's taxonomy places the organism in Eukaryota, Metazoa, Mollusca, Cephalopoda, Sepiida, Sepiidae. The record is from the annotation of a GenBank genome assembly.
AUGAACUUCAUCCCUGAAUUUCUUUCCCUGAAUGCAAAUGCUUCAUCCCAAUUUCUUUCUGAAUGCAAUUUCUUUCUGAAUGGAGCUUCAUCCCUGAAUUUCUUUCUGAAUGCAACUUCAUCCCUGAAUUUCUUUCUGAAUAGAACUUCAUCCCAAAAUUUCUUUCUGAAUGCAACUUCAUCCCUGAAUUUCUUUCUGAAUGGAGCUUCAUACCUGAAUUUCUUUCUGAAUAGAACUUCAUCCCUAUAUUUCUUUCUGAAUAGAACUUCAUCCCUGAUAUUCUUUCUGAAUAGAACUUCAUUCCUAAAUUUCUUUCUGAAUGCAACUUCAUCCCUGAAUUUCUUUCCGAAUGGAGCUUCAUCCCUGAAUUUCUUUCUGAAUGCAACUUUAUCCCUGAAUUUCUUUAUGAAUGCAACUUCAUCCCUGAAUUUCUUUAUGAAUAGAACUUCAUCCCUGAUUUUCUUUCUGAAUAGAACUUCAUCACUGAUUUUCUUUCUGAAUAGAACUUCAUUCCUAAAUUUCUUUCUGAAUGCAACUUCAUCCCUGAAUUUCUUUCUGAAUGCAACUUCAUCCCUGAAUUUCUUUCUGAAUGGAGCUUCAUCCCUGAAUUUCUUUCUGAAUGCAACUUCAUCCCUGAAUUUCUUUCUGAAUGGAGCUUCAUCCCUGAAUUUCUUUCUGAAUGCAACUUCAUCCCUGAAUUUCUUUCUGAGUAGAACUUCAUCCCUGAUUUUCUUUCUGAAUAGAACUUCAUCCCAAAAUUUCUUUCUGAAUGCAACUUCAUCCCUGAAUUUCUUUCUGAAUGGAGCUUCAUCCCUGAAUUUCUUUCUGAAUGCAACUUCAUCCCUGAAUUUCUUUCUGAAUAGAACUUCAUCCCAAAAUUUCUUUCUGAAUGCAACUUCAUCCCUGAAUUUCUUUCUGAAUGGAGCUUCAUCCCUGAAUUUCUUUCUGAAUGGAGCUUCAUCCCUGAAUUUCUUUCUGAAUAGAACUUCAUCCCUGAAUUUCAUUCUGAAUGCAAUUUCAUCCCUGAAUUUCUUUAUGAAUAGAACUUCAUCCCUAAAUUUCUUUAUGAAUGCAACUUCAUCCCUGAAUUUCUUUCUGAAUGCAACUUCAUCCCAGAAUUUCUUUCUGAAUGGAGCUUCAUCCCUGAAUUUCUUUCUGAAUGCAACUUCAUCCCUGAAUUUCUUUCUGAAUAGAACUUCAUCCCUGAUUUUCUUUCUGAAUAGAACUUCAUCCCUGAAUUUCUUUCUGAAUAGAAUCAUCCCUAAAUUUCUUUCUGAAUGCAACUUCAUCCCUGAAUUUCUUUCUGAAUGGAGCUUCAUCCCUGAAUUUCUUUCUGAAUAG